Molecule: messenger RNA, 3260 nt
Organism: Brassica napus (rape)
Lineage: Eukaryota; Viridiplantae; Streptophyta; Magnoliopsida; Brassicales; Brassicaceae
Product: ABC transporter G family member 19-like
Exons: 1
Coding region: 115-2256 (713 amino acids)
Cellular component (GO): membrane
Molecular function (GO): ABC-type transporter activity; ATP binding; ATP hydrolysis activity
Source: RefSeq, a predicted model, not a curated record
UUGUCCAUUAUUAAGAAAAACAGUACUAAGAAAGCAUAUCAGUUUGAUUCCGUAACUUAAAACGGUAAUAACGACGCUGUAUUUUUACCAUUUUAUCACUUAAAAUACUGAGACAUGCAACGUGCUUUCGAGGAACCGCACUGUGCCAUUUCCGUCGGAUCACCUACGCUCGUGGAGUUGCUGACAGACUGCGACAGUUUCCGGAAGGAAGAGUCGAGCUCUGUCGCCAGAAGCGAUGAUCCGGUUCAUAGCAUUAUAGAUGUCGAGGCUUUGCACGUAAAACCCGUGCGUUUUGUCUUAGCCUUUAACAAACUUGAAUACAACGUGACAUUUCGCCGGUGGUUUGAUUUCUCGAGGCCUCGAAGCUCCGAUACAGUGAAGACUCUACUCGAUGAUGUUUCCGGAGAGGCUUGUGAUGGAAACAUCCUCGCCGUUCUCGGCGCAAGCGGAGCCGGAAAGUCAACCUUGAUCGAUGCACUGGCGGGACGUGUUGCGAAGGAGAGUCUCAGAGGCUCUGUGACACUAAACGGGGAGAAUGUUUUGCAGUCGCAACUGUUGAAAGUGAUAUCAGCAUACGUGAUGCAAGACGAUCUUCUCUUCCCGAUGCUCACUGUUAAAGAAACCUUAAUGUUUGCUUCCGAGUUUCGUCUCCCAAGAAGCUUCCCCAAGUCAAAGAAGAUGGAGCGUGUCCAAGCCCUCAUCGACCAGCUAGGCCUCAGAAACGCGGCGGACACAGUUAUAGGAGACGAAGGACACCGUGGCGUCUCCGGUGGAGAGCGGCGACGCGUUUCAAUCGGUAUCGACAUCAUCCACGACCCUAUUGUCUUGUUCCUAGACGAGCCUACGUCGGGGUUGGAUUCCAGCAACGCGUUUAUGGUGGUGCAGGUUCUUAAACGAAUCGCUCAAAGUGGCAGCGUUGUUGUUAUGUCGAUCCAUCAACCAAGCACUCGUAUCAUAGACUUGCUUGAUCGCCUUAUCAUCUUAUCUCGCGGAAAGAAUGUUUUUAGUGGCUCUCCGGCUAGCCUUCCUCGAUUCUUCUCUAACUUGGGACAUACAAUCCCUGAGAAAGAAAACAUCACCGAGUUCGCACUCGAUUUAGUUCGAAAACUAGAAGGAUCCACCGAAGGAACAAGAGAGUUGGUAGAGUUCAAUGAGAAGUGGCAGCAAGACAGUUGUGGACUCAGCCAAUCAGCUCGACCCACCCCACAAGGGUUAUCCUUAAAAGAAGCAAUAAUUGAGAGUGUAUCAAGAGGCAAACUAGUCUCGGGCUCAUCUGGAGCUACUAAUUUCACCUCCAUGGAAACAGUAUCUUCAUACACGAACCCGUCACUAUUCGAAACGUUCAUCCUAGCCAAACGUUACAUGAGAAACUGGAUCCGGAUGCCUGAGCUCCUAGGAACACGGAUCGCCAUCGUUAUGGUCACUGCAUUUCUCUUGGCCACUGUCUACUGGAAGCUGGACAACACUCCGAGAGGUGCACAAGAGAGACUGACUUUCUUCGCAUUUGUCGUGCCCACGACGUUCUACUUAUGUUUAGACAAUGUCCCGGUUUUUAUCCAAGAACGAUACAUUUUCUUGAGAGAGACAACUCGCAAUGCGUACAGAACAUCUUCCUAUGUCAUCUCCCACUCGCUGGUGUCUCUCCCGCAGCUUAUUGCUCCUUCCUUGGUAUUCUCCACGAUAACAUUCUGGACCGUUGGUUUGCGUGGCGGCUUAGAAGGCUACGUCUUCUAUUGCCUCAUUAUCUACGCCUCGUUUUGGUCUGGAUCCUCCGUCGUUACUUUCAUAUCCGGUCUUGUUCCGCAUAUCAUGUUGAGUUACAUGGUCACCAUUGCCUAUGUCGCCUACUGUUUACUCUUGAGUGGCUUUUACGUUGUCCGUGAUCGUAUACCGAGCUACUGGAUUUGGUUUCAUUACAUUUCACCGAUAAAGUAUCCAUACGAAGCAGUGUUAAUCAAUGAGUUUGAUGACCCGUCUCGUUGCUUUGUCAAGGGAGUCCAAGUAUUCGAGGGUACCCUUCUCGGAGGAGUUAGCGAUAUGAAAAAGGUGGAGCUUCUUGAAACUCUAAGUAGAUCUCUAAGCACUAGGAUAACACAGUCCACGUGCUUGAGGACGGGGCCUGGCUUUCUUUCACAGCAAGGUAUUCCUCAACUGAGUAAGUGGGAUUGCUUGUGGAUCACGUUAGCUUCGGGGCUCUUCUUUAGGAUCUUGUUUUACUUCGCGUUGCUGUUCGGGAGCAAAAAUAAGAGGACGUGAAAGUAGUCGCCAUAAAAAUAUUUAAAUAAGGCUUGAAACUUCAAAGUGUAUUAGAUUCUCGCUUGUUGUAGUUUUGAGCUAUUCUAAAAUACGGUGAAUACGCUGCUUAAACGUUGAACGAAGGUUCACUUAUCGAAUUUUACUAUUCGGAUUAUCUUUUCUUUUUCCAAACAAUUAUGAUUAUCACUACGUUCAAAAUCUUACUUCAAUCAAUAUAUUUUGUUCUCGAUAUCUUACUUCAAUCGAAGUUUGAUGAUUAUCAUGCCUCUUUAUAUAUAAAGGAAACACUAAAGUUAAAGAUCUACAAAUCUAAAACUUUCAUUUUCUUCUUCAAGUAAUAAGUCAAUCUCUUUUUAGUGAAAAGGCACACUUCUUCUCUGCAAUGACUUUCCUCAAGUUGCUCCAUAGUAAAAUUUCCUUUUAUUUAAUCGCACUUUGAUGAAAACUUCAGUUGGCUCCAUGUCACAUUGUUUCUUCAAGCUGUAAUUCAUGUUGUGCUUCAUGAACUAUUUCACCUUUGCUCGGAUCAUACAUCUUCAAUCUCUCCCUCUUUAAUGUGUGCGUCUCAAAAGUGCCUGAGAUGUUAACAAUCAACACGCAUACACAUGCAUCUGUCAGAUUUUGUUUCGUGACACGGGUUUUCAAAACUAAUUGAACAUUUCUUUAAUCUCACUUAUUUACGAUCAAUUCCUCCACUUUGAAUUACUCUCAUCUCAGCUACUAGAAUGCUCACCAAUCAGUCAAUGACACAAUUAGUUUCGUUACACUUGAAGCAAAAGCAAUUGGCUUUGGAUUAUUACUUUGGUUUCGCCAUCGAACCCAUACAACGAUCCAAGGGGAAAAAAAUAAUACAGAGAGUUACUUUACUUAGACAAUGUCUCUAACACUCAUUUUUCGCAAGUAAAAGAAAGAAGCACAUAUAGUCAUAUAGGUUGCAGAAAGUACGGCAUAUAGCAAAACAGCUAUAGUGGAGGGUAGAAGUAGGAAGAGACUGAAAAGCCAAG